Molecule: messenger RNA, 838 nt
Organism: Trametes versicolor FP-101664 SS1
Lineage: Eukaryota; Fungi; Basidiomycota; Agaricomycetes; Polyporales; Polyporaceae
Product: FAD-dependent thiol oxidase
Exons: 3
Coding region: 21-686 (221 amino acids)
Cellular component (GO): mitochondrion
Molecular function (GO): flavin adenine dinucleotide binding; flavin-dependent sulfhydryl oxidase activity
Source: RefSeq, a predicted model, not a curated record
GUUACACAGGACCGGCCGCAAUGUCUGCAACUGGCAAUGCCUCAAGCCCUUCUGGCUCGCCCUCCAAGUCCUCUCUUCCCCCAGGCAUGGUCAUAGGCCCGGACGGGAAACCCUGCAAGAUCUGCACCGCGUUCCGCAACUGGAAACCGCGCACCGAAAAGCCCAAGCAGCAAACACAGAGCUCAUCGCAGGGCACAACAACACCUGGCCAGAAGACCGCCGCUAUGAUGGCAGCGUUCGCGACCGGCACGGGCUUCGCGUCCACCUCGCAGCAGACGACCACCCCCGCCCCCACGCCCGCGCCCGUCCAAGAACAGGAACAGGAAUACACGCGUCCGGCGAACUGCCCACCAGAUGUCGAGCAGCUCGGGAGCGCGACGUGGACGUUCCUGCACACGACGGCCGCGUACUACCCGGACGCGCCGACCAUGGCGCACCGCGUGAACAUGCUCUCGCUGCUGCGCGCGCUGCCCGUGCUCUAUCCGUGCUCGACGUGUGCGACGCACCUCGGGGAGGAGAUGAAGACGCGGCCCCCGGACGUGAGCAGCCGUGGGGCACUGAGCCGGUGGUUGUGCGAGCAGCACAAUGCGGUGAAUACGCGCCUGGGGAAGGAGCGCUUUGAGUGCAUGGUGGAGAAGCUGGACGAGCGGUGGAAGGACGGGCCUAAGGACGGGAGCUGCGACUAGGAGGAGACAUAUUCUGCAUGCCGCCGUGCCCACAGCGGUCGGACACACCGUCACACCUCCGCUCAGCAACUGUAUCAUAGUACCUCUAAUCAUGAACUCCCCACAUGUUAUACUAGACUACGCACACCACUCACUCGCGAUAUUCGCACUAG